This is a messenger RNA of Plectropomus leopardus (leopard coralgrouper), 5227 nucleotides long. RefSeq names its product HMG box domain containing 3 (gene hmgxb3). The record is from RefSeq and is a predicted model, not a curated record. NCBI's taxonomy places the organism in Eukaryota, Metazoa, Chordata, Actinopteri, Perciformes, Serranidae.
GACAUUAAUGCAUCGCAAAAUCCGUGAUUUAAGAUGAAUCAUUUGGGAAUUUCAGCAUCAUUUACCAUCGGCAAAAUGCCUGAUUUUGUCGGCGACUCUUAAAGGUUGUUCAGAGCCGUUUGUAGAGCCCUGGGUCAUCGUAGUUGACCCUAUACCUUUGGAGAUCAUGGAGAAAGUUGAGGUGAUUGAGGUUUUGAAACUGAAUGAGGAUGGGGAGAGCUGCUACAGCCAAACGGAGGCGUCCACCCCAAAGAAGAGGAAGAGCAAAGCUCAAGAAGACAAUGCUGAGAAACCUAAGAAGCCAAGGUCUGCCUACCUGCUUUACUACUUUGACGUUCACCAGAUUAUGCAACAGGAAAUCCCUAAUCUGCCACAGUCAGAGAUCAACAAGAGAAUCAGUGAGAGCUGGAGAAGGCUCAGUGUAGCUGAGAAAGGCUACUAUCUGGAGAAAGCCAAGUCGGAGAAGGAGGGCACAGACACAUCGUCUCUGAGCCCCUCUAAAGACCCUCCGGGCUUCCGCAAAAUCCUCCCCAGGGCCAGUUACUUUCUCCUGUCUAAAGGCUGCUCUUCAAAUCAGCAGCUAGGCGGCUCUCAGCCAGAGGUGAGCGUGCAGACUCUGGACUCUCCAGUGGAGGGAGGCCUGCCCUCCAUCUCUGUCACCCAAGAGCCUCAGUUCACACCUCUUGGGUUGGCCGGUGAGGUGGAGCUUUCUGAGCAGUCCAUUGUUAUUGAUGAUAUUGCUGAGGAAACGGAAGUGGCGUCUAAUCCCUCCGCUCUCCGAGGAAUCCCAUCCUCCUCUUCCUCCUCUGUCUCAUGCAAAUCCCCGGCCGCCACAGACGUCCCACAUGGCUCUGCUGGCCUCACAGCAAAUGGGGUCACGCUGAAAGGAAAUGAGACAAGAUUGGCUGGUUGUGGUUAUGGUGGGACAAUGGUGCAGCAGAUACAGGGAGAAACUACACAGGUUGUUGCCAUUAUACCCACUCAGAACCUGCUGGAGCCUAAGUCUUUGCCAGGUGUCAGCUCUGUGGGCCCAGUGAUGAUGGUCUCAGUAGGAGCCAGUGUAGAACAAAGUGCAAGACCUUCCUAUAAAAUGUCUGUGAAGACAUACACCCGCAGAGGUCGAGGGAGGUGUCCAAACCCUGGAUGCUCAUUUGUAUAUGUCACCCGCCACAAGCCACCAACGUGCCCUGAAUGUGGGAGCCACUUGGGUGGAAAAUGGAUAUCUGCUGCAAAGAAGACACAGGAGAGAGAGGCUGCAUCCAAGCAAUUACCACAGAAAGCUGAAACCAAGAUUAAAGAAAGCUGCCAACCCAUACCCCCUGCCACACAGGAGGGGAAUGCUAAUGCUGGUAAAACAAACAUCACUGAGAGCAAAAAAGAAGUUCAACGGUCCCUCAAAAAGCAGCGUGCAGUUCCAGAUGUAAAGCCACCAGAGGGCAGCAGCACCAGAGAGCAGGAACAAACAAGACAGAUGAAAGACGGUCUUCAGGGCACGACAGUCCCAGGUCAACACAGAAGCAAUGCCACUGUUCAAAAGAGGCCUGUGAGACCCAUCCUUCCUGCCUACUACAGCACAGGCCGUGCUGUGUUCCAGAUCAUAACUGUCCCACCUGAAAAAGGAAAGUGUCAGAGUGCAAACAACAGCAAAUCAUCCACCGUGCCUCGAGAGAGUUUCUCAGGUCUCAAACCAAGCACUUUAAAGCAGCUCGGCCAGGCGGUCCCGGCAACCAAAGCUAAGCAGGAUUCUUCUGUCUCAGCAGAUGGAAACCAGCCUGUGUCUUCACUGGUUGAUAGGAGAGUGAAUAUCGUGUCAGUCGUGCCUUUUAAACAACACACCGUUUCCAGCUUUGAUUUGGGUCUGUCUACGGCACGAGGAAGGGGUCGAUGUAAGAACCCGUCGUGUGACUACAUGUAUAAGAACAGACACAAACCUGCAGUGUGCCCUAAAUGUGGCUGUGAGCUGACCCAGAAGAAUGCCAAGGGAGCAAAGUCGGAGACUCUGCUCGACCCGUACCAGGUCCUGAGUCCUGCUCAGAAGGACAUCCAGCGGCAGAAUACCCUGCAGUUACUGCAACGUUCUCUGCAGAUUCCUGAGAGUGAGACCGAGCUGCAGGAAACACUGACCCUCAUCCAGGAGCUCAACAGUCUCCAGAUCAUCUUGGUUCAACCAGGUGACCAGGAGCACAAGGACAGCGUAGAGACGGAGACGUUGGUAGAAUCUGGGUGGCCUCAGUUCUAUGAAUCGGCAGCUACUCACUGUGGCUUGUGUAACUACCCUCUCUUCAAAGGAGGUCAGAGUACCGUUGCAGGACAAGUGGACUGCUGGCUGCUCACUGAGACACUGAUCCAGACAGCCACUCUUCAGCUCAAGGUGUGUCUCAACAUUCAGUGUCUGGCUCUGCACAGCUUCACAGACCUGCAUCCAGGGUUGUUCAACAUUGGGAACCGACUGCUGGUUAGUAUUGACCUGUUACUGAAGAUAAGGGCCUGUAUCAAACUGGGCCAACCUCCUGCUCAUGCAGCCAGGACCAUACUAGACAACGUUCCCAGUCAUCCUGUCCAUGCUCUGAGUCCAGAGGAGUUAUCGCAAAUUCAAGAGUUUCUCCUGAGUGGUUACUGGGCCUUUGAGUGUCUCACAGUGCGAGAUUACAAUGACAUGAUCUGCGGCAUUUGUGGUGUUGCUCCUAAACUUGAGAUUGCACAGCGAUACACAAGAAAUGUACUGGAGCUGAAGAAUGUGGAGUUUACCUGGCCCGAGUGUUCAGUUUCAGAUGAGGUACACAUGGAUGACUUCUGGCUGACCAUGGAGAGUGAGGCUAUUGAGCAAGCGACUUUCCCCACUGACAUCCCUAUCACACGGGUGGAUGCUUCUAUCAUUGCUCCCUUCAUUCCCCCGCUCAUGAGGAGUCCCUCUGUCAUAAACACAGAGAAGGACAAGGUCCUGUCACACACACAGCAGCCCUCAGGAGAUCCAUCAGUUUUGGUGCGCCUCAUUCAUGAUGGUCAGCUUAGACUUGACAAGAUUGAAGAUCAUAGUGAAGACGAGCUGAGAACAAUACUGGACUGCUGCGGGGCAAGCCUCAGCCCAGGCUCGACCAAGAAUGAGCUGCUGACCUCCCUGAUCUCCUUGUACACACUUGUUCACGGCGGUCUUUCAACGGCUCCACAGCCCCCUCCACAUCUCACUGCUGGAAAACUCUCCAAGGUCUGCCCCCACAAGGUGGUGUGUGGCUCUAAGUACCUAGUGAGAGGAGAGACGGCUCGGGACCACGUAGACCUGCUGCUCUCCUCCCGCUACUGGCCCCCAGUCUAUGUUAGUGACUGUGCAUGUGAGGUGGCACUCUGUGCUGACAUGCAAUACCCAGAAAUGGCAAGCCAAAUGUGGGGGAGGAACCAAGGCUGCUUCUCUGACCCUUUCGAAAAGCCAGAGUUUGUGUCAUGUGCUGAGCUACAAGACCAGCUGUACAGCGCUGACUUGUCGUUGGUAGCAGAGAAUCAGCAGGUCCACCCCAUCACCAAAUCAUCUUGUUGCUGGCUCGUUCAUCCUCCUGGAGCUGCUCAGGAACCUUCAGCUCUUCCAUCGGAGCAUUACUCCAUGGCCCUCUGCAGAGAUCUGGAGCCCUACGUUAGCCUGGUGGCUGAGCUGGAGAAAGAGAAGGAAGAGGAGGACGACGAGGGGGCAGAGAAGAAAGAGCAGAUGGACAAAGCUGAGAAUGACUCUACAGAGAACUCACUUGAUGCGGACUGUUACGCGGUAAGCCAUACACGGCGGCAACCUGUGGUUUUCAACAACACAGCUUAUUACUACCUUUACAACCGUUUGGUCGAUUUUCUCACCAGCAGAGACAUUGUAAGUCAGCAGAUAAACGAAGUGGUGAAGGCCUGUCAACCUGGGGAGGUAGUGAUCAGGGAUGCUCUGUACCGACUGGGAGUGGCACAGAUCAACACAGACAAAGAGGAUGAGGAAGGCAGGGUGCAGGGACAGACACAAGAGGGAGGGACAGAGACAUAUGAGGUUGUGCUUCCUGAAUAGAAAUGUUCAAGAUAUACUGUACAGUCAGCAUGCAGACAGAGGGAUGGACUGAAUGUAAAGAUUGCUGCAUGUAAAGACCUGAGUGCAAAUAAUAGGAGAAACAGAAGGGAGACGUAAGUGCGACCAGAAGGAUCCACGAAUUUGGAAGUAACACUGUGCUAAUCACAAUUUAGUGCUGGAGAGUACUUUACUGUUAGAUGAGUGUGUACAACAGCGCAUUUAAUCAGCCAUACAUAGUUAUACUGAUGUUAGGAAAUAGACUGAAUAGAGAUAAAGUGGGUUGAAUUAUGCCGAAGCUGACCUUAUUAUUGGUGAUGAGAAGAAUAAUCAGCAGUGUUAACUCUGAAUGUAAUUAAAAAAAAUUUUAAAAAAUAAAUAAAUAAAAAUGACUGGUUAUGCGGUCAUAUUCGAAAACAUCUCUAUCUAAAUUUAAUAGUAAGUUUAGAGUAAGUAGAAAACACGUUGAUGAAUUCUGAAAAUCAAGUGUAUUGUUUCAAACGACUAAAGGAAUGUAACAGUUUUUUGUGUGAGAUGCCCAGAGGUGAGAGUGUGUGUGUAGGUGAGCCUUCCUGUGACUGAAUGAAUGUAUAGAGGAUUUUAAUAAGUCGGUUAAUUCAAGCCUAAAUGUAUAUAUUUAAACAUGAAUAGUGUGUUGUAUUUAUUCCCCUUCAUGUUAAGAGAAAUUUCUGCUUUACAUUUUACAUUGUUACCCCCCCCCCCUGCCACAUGUUGCCUUUUAGACUGAUGUUUGCUUUUGAAAAGUGAUGAUAAUUAUACUGAACCAUGAUAUCGUAAUGGAACGUGUGGCCUUCACUUUAUUUUGGAUUUCUAUUUUCUUCUCAUUAGAGAUCCAUUUAAAGACACUUACAGUCAGUUGUCUUAAUUCCUGCGAACCAAAUGGCGAAUUAACUCUUAAAAAACGAACUCUGUAGACCUGCCUGCAUGAAGUGCUGUAGGGAUAUUACUUUGUGUCUCCAGUGCUUUGAUUAGCAAUCAGAACAAGACUGUCAUAAAGCAUGUAGGGUUUGUCCAAGUGGUUGAAAUUUGUUCAUAUGCUAACACUCUAAGUUUUCAGUAUGGGAAACCUAAUGAUCACAACACUUCGCAGCAGCCAAGUAUAAUGUAGAUAAAGAAAUAUUGUAAUACUUAAAGAGUCCUGUGAACUGCAUAUGUAACAAAUAAAUAUAAAUAAAU